CCCCCCUCCACCCCCAGGCUGCUGCACGUGCUCUGUGCAGGGGGGCUGCGGGUGGCCGCCCGGGCUGCAGCCGAGGCUCUGCGGGAUCUGGGAGGGCUCGAGAUGCGGGAGCACCUGGGAAAGACCCCGCUCCUGGUGGCAGCAACAGCGGCGGCCCCAGGAAUUGUGCAGGACCUGCUAGUCUUAGGAGCUGAUCCUGAUGCUGCUGACCACAGAGGCCGGACAGCCCUGCACCUGGCAGCAGCCUAUGGGCACCCUGAAAUUCUCCAGGUGAGACCACAACCCCAAAAUCCUCCAGCCUCUCACGUCCCCCAGGCCCAUGGGAACACCCCCCUGCACAUGGCAGCAGCACUGCCCGGAACCCCCAGCCAGGAGCCCCUUGUGCGGCUGCUCCUGGCCUGGGGGGCUGACCCCAGUGCCCGAAACCUGGAGCAUGACCUGCCUCAAGGGCUGCUGCCCCCUGGGCCCCCCGGAGACCAGCUCCGCCUCCUCCUGAGGAGCCGCCGCGGGUCCCGCCGGUCCCCCCCGACGACCGAGUGAUGUCAUAGGGGCAGGGGCUCCUGAAUAUGGGGGUGGCACACCUCCAUAUGGGGGGAUUCCCCACCGUAUCCGUUUUUCCUGAUUUCAAUGAAAUUGCCCACAAAUUUCUGUGAAAUGAGUUUGAACCACAUUGGUUUGGGGAGGGGAGGAGUGGAAGAAGGGGGGAUCCAGGCCCCCUUUUCCCCCCCAGUACACUCCUCCCUCCCCGGCCUCGUUAAUGGAGGUUGCUAAUGAGGUGGAGGUCCCCCCCAAAUUGGGGCAUUUGGGGUGGAGAACCUCAAAACUGAGGAAUUCUGGAAUUAAAUAAAUAUAUUGUUAAAACCUGA
This is a messenger RNA of Manacus vitellinus (golden-collared manakin), 866 nucleotides long. Its product is annotated as NF-kappa-B inhibitor delta. The annotation marks the transcript as partial. The record is from RefSeq and is a predicted model, not a curated record. Gene Ontology annotation, cellular component: nucleus. Gene Ontology annotation, biological process: regulation of gene expression. The transcript is spliced from 4 exons. NCBI's taxonomy places the organism in Eukaryota, Metazoa, Chordata, Aves, Passeriformes, Pipridae. Gene Ontology annotation, molecular function: protein binding.